Olea europaea var. sylvestris is the source of this 336-nucleotide messenger RNA. RefSeq lists its product as uncharacterized. The transcript has a single exon. Bases 1 to 336 code for a protein of 111 amino acids. The record is from RefSeq and is a predicted model, not a curated record. NCBI's taxonomy places the organism in Eukaryota, Viridiplantae, Streptophyta, Magnoliopsida, Lamiales, Oleaceae.
AUGGAGAUCAAGGAUACGAAAGAACUCAAAUGGCCUGUCAGAAUGAGGUCACCACCCGAAUCCAGGGACAUGAAUAAGUACUGUGAGUUCCAUCGGGAUCAUGGGCAUACCACGGAGAACUGUAAGGCCCUGCAAUGGGAGAUUGAAGCCCUUAUUAAAAGAGGAUUCCUGAGUUCCUACGUCAGUAAUGACAAACGCCCGAGGAAUGAUCGUAGCAGGGAAAAAGCCCCUGAGACAAAAAGGGAUGGUCAACCUAUUGCUGGAACCAUCAAUAUCAUCAUUGGAGGCAUUGCCUCGGGAGGAGACUCCAACAGUGGAAGAAAACAAUAUACCUGA